This is a messenger RNA of Camellia sinensis, 1817 nucleotides long. Its product is annotated as putative F-box/LRR-repeat protein At5g54820. Gene Ontology annotation, molecular function: protein binding. NCBI's taxonomy places the organism in Eukaryota, Viridiplantae, Streptophyta, Magnoliopsida, Ericales, Theaceae. The record is from RefSeq and is a predicted model, not a curated record.
AAAGCUAAAGUCUAACCCUAAUUCAUUCACGCCACUCUGUCUCUAACACUCUCAUCUCUCUCGGUGCUCGCUCUCUCUUCUCUUUCUCAUCUCAGACUGAGUUAUCUCUCUCGGUACUGCCUCUCACAGUCUCAUCCGUCUCAGAUCAGAUCGAUGUCAAGUACUGGAGAGACAAAUGGUGUCAUCGACCUCUCUCAGUCUGAGCCAGAGUAUGACCCUCAGCCUGAAACUCCUUCUGGUUCAAAGGGCAAUGACCUCAAACCCAUUGAUCGUCUUACUGAAAUGCCAGAUGACAUUCUCUCUUGCAUUCUCUCGUUUUUGAGUAUUAGAGAUUCUGUCAAGGCAAGGAUACUGUCUAGAAGAUGGAGAUAUAUCUGUCCAUUCAUGUUGAAUCUUGAUUUUGAUCUUCAUACCGUGCUCGGAAUCAACUACAAAGCAAGGUACUCAAAUGGAGAUUCAGAUAUCUCAUGGGAGGAUAAGAGUAAGUUUGUAAGUGGAGUUGAUCAAUUUUUGGAGCUAUACAAUGGUCAAAAGCUAGACUCUCUCAGGAUCUGUUUUUGUCUUGGUAACGAGUACACUGGUUAUGUUGAUAGGUGGAUUAGAUUUGCAAUUAUAAUGAAAACUGAAAAGCUUGAUCUUGACUUUUCCGCUAGUCCUGAAAGUCAAAGUAAUAACUUAUAUGAUUUUCCCUGUCAGCUUCUUCCUCAAGGUGAUUCAUCUCAAUUAAAGUAUUUGUGCCUAAAAUCAUGCAACCUAGGGCCAACCCCUAAUCUCGUAAGCAGGCUCAACUCCCUAAAAUCCCUUGAUUUAGAACACGUGCCUCUAAAUCAAAGUUGUGCUAACAGUAUCCUUUCUAGUUGUUUAAACCUUGAAUGGUUGAGGCUAAAGAACAGUAUUCUACCUGAAACUUUAUGCAUUCAUGGUCCAUCCCUCCAUUUGAAGAUUUUGAUUGUGCAUGAAUGCUAUGGAGUAGAGAAGUUUGAGAUUUCUUCUAUUGGUCUUACCACAUUUGAAUAUAUUGGUAAAGUGAAAAACUUUUCUUUUCUUGACGUUCCUCGGCUGGAAAAAGUGCAUAUCAGGUUCAUGGUUGCAUAUGAGAGGGGCACACAAUAUAUGUUCAAUGGAAUUGCAAAUGAUCUUCCUCGGCUUCAAACCCUAUCACUAGUUUUGACAACAGAUGAGGUCCUCCCAAUACCUGCAAGGAUAACUAGAUUCAACUCUCUCAAACAAUUGGAGUUGUUUGUUAUGGUAUCAUCAGACUUUAACCUUCUCUCUCUUACUUCGCUCUUAAAUGCUUCUCCUCUUCUGCAGAAGCUCCAUUUGUCGUUACACACUGGGAGAUCCAGAGGUCGAAGAAUAGAGCAGCAGUACUCAAAACAUGUACAUUGUGAACUGAAAGAGGUUGAAGUACACGGUUUCUUGGGGAGAUCGAAUGAGAUGGAGCUUGCUAUUUAUUUGCUUAAGAAUGCCGUCUCACUCGAGCGAAUGAUUCUGAGCACCCAAAAGAGAUUGUACCAUGGAGGUGGAAAGUGGACGAGCUCCCGGUGCCCAUGGUUUGAAUGGCAGAAAAAGAAGGCCUGUGCCUAUGAUUUGCUCCAAAAAGAAAAAGUCAAUUCACAUACAGAACUACUUUUCUUAUGACAUAUUUAUGCUACAAAAACUAUUUAGCUAGAAUCCAUGUUUUGUAAAACAUAAUUUAUAGUUUUUCUUUAAAAUUUUAGUUUGUAACUAUUUAUUAGUGUUGACAUGAAUAUGUGGAUGUAAUUUAUUGGUUAAAAUGUUUUUACUAAUAUUGUCAUUUCACAGUUAGGGAUGCA